This is a messenger RNA of Insectozyma verbasci, 1701 nucleotides long. The record is from the annotation of a GenBank genome assembly. Lineage: Eukaryota; Fungi; Ascomycota; Pichiomycetes; Serinales; Debaryomycetaceae.
AUGCCAACAUCAACAACAACAAAGAGAAGACAGUCAUUAGGUUUUGAAAUUGCAAGUAUAAAACAUCAACAACCGACGAAAAUACCAACUAUAAAUUUACCACCACCAAGUACAACAAGCUCAAGUAGAUCUUUACCUAAUGAUUUUCAAGAUCGGAUAUUGACAAUACAAGAUAGAUUGAAAAGAAAAGGACAGGUUAAUGAUAAUAUAAAUAAACCAAAAGAGUAUAAACCUAGAAAAUCAGGCUUUUUGGUAUCUAAUAAUGAAUUGCAACAGAAAUAUUAUGGAUUGAACGAUGAAUAUAAGGAGAAGCUAAAGAAGAUAGAAGAUUUAAGUUCAGAAUUAAAGGGUCUAAAGCUUAUACAUCGAAAUUAUCAAUCUAAGAUAGAGAUACUCAUGGGUCAAUAUCAAUCAAACAUGAAUUUAAUAGAAGAUUAUGAAAUGCAAAUUAUUAAGAAUGUAGAAAAUGAAGAAAAGAUGAUCAAUUUAAAACUUAGAGAGAAUAAAAUAAAAUUAGAGAAUCAGUUUAAGGAAUUUGAAUCGGUUACAAAUUUGGAAAUCCAAGACGCAAAGAGUUAUAAUUUCGAGAAUGUAAUUAAUCAAAUCAAGGUAUUGAAAGAAGAGAAAGAGAAGUUAGCGUUAUCGAUCAAAGAAUCUAAGUUGUCAAAUGAUGAGAAAUUGAAAAUAGAGAAUGAGAAAUAUGAAGAAAGUAUCAAAUUGGAAAUAGAACCAUUUGUUACCAAAUUAAAUGAGAUCAGGACAGAAAUAUUAGUAAAAGGAGCAGAAUUGACUCAAUUAGAAUCUAUUCAUGCUUCGUUAAUGACAGAUUUAGAAUCAUCACAACUUGAAAUUAGACAGUUAAGAGAAGAAAUAGGAUCAAUUGAAAAGAUAAUGAAUUCAUAUCAUUCAACAAAAUUAUCUUACGAAAAUGAAUCACAAGAAUUAGAACAAAAAAUAGCUGUUGAAUCUCAAAUAGAUGAAAAGAAUCAAGACAAUUACAACUCAAUAUACCAAGAUUAUCAAGAAGUUUCUUCAAAAUUGGAAAUUAAUGAAAAUUAUCGUCGAAAUUUAGAAAAUUCAAUAAUGCAAUACGAGAAUAAAUUUAGAAUCUACAUCAUAUCAAGCACUUCUCAAAAUUAUAAUAAGAACCUUUCACCCAAGACUCCAAUCACGUUCAUAAUUGAUGAAUUUUCAUUCUUUAUCAAGAGUGUAAUGAAGCAGAAUAUAAGUAUAAUUACAAACAACAUACCAAGUCCAAUUUUAAUCAAGAGUAUAAUUCAAAUUAUAGAAAAAAAGAACUGGACAUUCGAAUUAAGUUAUCAAUCUAUGAUAUUUAAUGUAAUUGGUAAAAGUGUAUUUAAAAGUGAUAAGAUAAUGAUUGAUGAUGAUUGCAAUAUAACUGACAGUGAUGAAGGUGUUAUUAUCCAUACUGUUCAUGUUAAAGGAAGUAAUACGAUGAAGAAUAUCGAGAAUAGACUCACUUUGAUCGAUUUUUCAAAAUUGAACACUGUUGAACAGGUGCAAUUUUUAAAGAGGUUUGAUAGUGAUAGAGUAAGAGUGGAUGAGAUUGAUGAGGUUGCUAAUUCAGUUGUUUCUAAUCUGAAACCUAUUUUUGUUUGUGCAAUAGAUGAACAAGUUGAUAAAUUUAAUGAAAUUUUACAAAGUUUGAGAGGUAUAGAAUGUCCAUAUAGAAUCAAAUAA